CCAGGGUAUUACUACUACUAACGUCCCACUUCCCUGCAACCCCAGUCGGAGCUCGUAAUCUUUAUCGUCGCCGGUUUGCCGGAUUACGGUUGUCAUGCCGGUGUAAGCCGUCGUUCAGAAAUUGACGACACUUUGUAAAAAUACAAGUGUCUAUAAGGACUAGGGUUUAGUAUUUCAAAAUGAAUUUACAAAUGCAGAGUAUCAAUCCGUGGUUUAGCAACGUUAAUUCUUCGUCCGCCUAUUAUUUUGCUCCACAACGAGGGUCACGCUUCUCAGGCGGACGUGCUCAUAGUUUCCGUUUAUGGCGCAUAUCAUGUGCUAGAAGAUGUUCCCUCAAGGCGAAUAAUUUAGAACAUCACAAAAGUCAUUUUGUGAAUUUAGAGAAACCUUUUUGUUCAAGUGCAGACCAUAAUUCAUCAAAGUUCAUAUACAAUCAUCCCAGAAGAAGUGAUAUGAGAAUCCAGGCAGCAUCUUCUGGGUCUCUAAAUCACGAACUUAUCAUGCAAACUUCUGAAAAUGAGUUUGAAGUUAGUUCAUAUAAUGCUGAGAAUUUGCAGCAUAUCCCCAAAUAUGAAAACAAAUUCCUUAUUUUUGUACGCCUGGGUUCAGUCAUCAAUAAAGCUGCUGAAUCUUUUUUCAAGAGCGAGAUAAGGAGGAGGUUAUUUAUUACUGCUGCAUUACUUGUGAUUAGUCGAGUAGGAUAUUUCAUUCCUCUUCCUGGGUUUGAUAGAAGGUUGGUACCAGAGAACUACCUUAGCUUCGUCUCAGGGUCAGUUGAGGAGCUUGGUGAGCUUGCACCUGAACUUAAGCUUUCCCUCUUCCAACUUGGAAUCAGUCCCCAAAUUGGUGCAUCAAUUGUUAUGCAGGUACUUUGCUAUGUUGUUCCUUCCUUGGUCAAGCUGCGGAAAGAAGGCUUGGAUGCUAACGAGAAAAUAAAGAGUUAUAUAUGGUGGAUGUCACUUGGCUUUGCAAUUUUAGAGGCACUGAUCAUUUCUUAUUUUUCACUUUCAUAUUCAAUUUAUGCAGCAAAUGCUAGUCAAAGGGUGAAGCAUGUCAUGUUGACAACAAUGUUGUUGGUCUGUGGAGCAAUGACGACGACAUGGAUUUGCGAUAAAAUAUCAGACUCUGGUUUUGGUCAUGGAUCAUCUUUGCUGAUAUGUGUGAAUAUCUUGACUGGCUACAUAGAGACAUUACACAAAAUGUUAUCUCAGCUUUCAGGAAGUGCUGUCGGAUGGGGGCCUUAUAUAUUUGCGGUGUCCGGUGUCUUCAUUGUUGUUACCAUGUGGGCAGUUAUUGUAACCCAGGGUUGCAGAAAAAUCAAGCUACAAUACUAUGGCUUUAAACUUGCGUCUUCUACAAGAGAAGGCUCCCCAGUGACGGAGGUCGAGCAAUAUAUCCCGUUCAAUAUUAAUCCAUCUGGAAUGCAGCCUGUCCUCACUACCAGCUAUCUAUUGGGUUUUCCUGCUAUUGUGGCAAGCUUUUUUAGUUCACGAUUUUGGAAUAAUGUGAGGGAGAUUCUAAAUCCGGAAUCAUCUCUUGGAGCUGCGCCAUGGGUCUACUAUACAAUCUAUGCAUUCUUCGUGUUCCUUUUCAACAUAUUUGAUAUCGCCAACAUGCCAAAGGAAAUUGCCGAGUAUUUAAAUAAAAUGGGUGCCAGGAUACCAAAUAUAAAGCCCGGAAAGGCCACCGUUGAAUAUUUGGCAAAGAUUCAAGCUUCAACCCGUUUUUGGGGUGGUUUGUUGUUGAGCAUAUUGGCGACAUCGUCUACAAUUCUCGAUCAUUAUUUGCGAAAAACGAAUGAAGGAUUUUCUAUUGGAUUUACAUCCGUUCUCAUCAUCGUGGGUUCGAUCAUUGAACUAAGAAGAUCGUAUCAAGCAUACAACGUAAUGCCAAGUUUAAGCAAAGCUUUAAAACGUUAUGGCGUAUGAAGGUAGAAAAAUCCGGACCCUUGAUUCAACCGUUAGCUGGAAAACCGUACGAAAAGAUUCCGGCAUGGUGGAUGAGAUGCAACGAACUAAAGAAACAAGAAGACAUUAGCGUUGGCCGCAAUCAAGAUUUUGUAUACGAAUGCCGUUUCUCGGGUCCCAUGUUGCUGUUGUAUGUGAUAUGCGGGAACCAAAAGCUGUGGCCAUUGAACGAGUUACCGUGAAAAUUAUUGUUUUGAGGGAAGGUUUAAAUCUGAAUUGUGUAGAAAUGAGUUGUGGUUUAUGGACAUUUUGAAUCUAGGAUAGUGUUUACAAGGGGUAGAAAAUGUGUUAAGUUCUGUAACAAGGUUAGUGCAGCUUAAAAAGUGUCAACAAUGGUACCAAAGAUGAUUUAUAUAUUUCAGUUUU
This is a messenger RNA of Cynara cardunculus var. scolymus (artichoke), 2333 nucleotides long. RefSeq names its product preprotein translocase subunit SCY2, chloroplastic. The transcript has 13 exons. Gene Ontology annotation, molecular function: transmembrane protein transporter activity; signal sequence receptor activity. The coding region runs from base 180 to 1928 and encodes 582 amino acids. Gene Ontology annotation, cellular component: membrane; plastid envelope. Gene Ontology annotation, biological process: thylakoid membrane organization; chloroplast organization; SRP-dependent cotranslational protein targeting to membrane, translocation. The record is from RefSeq and is a predicted model, not a curated record. Lineage: Eukaryota; Viridiplantae; Streptophyta; Magnoliopsida; Asterales; Asteraceae.